AUGGAGAAGCAGGUAGAGGCGGAUGGCUUCGGCAAGCUGAAGUGGCAAGAGGAGAAGCAGCCAAAGGCAAGACCAGGACGCUUUUCGCAGGAAAGGUUAGAGAUGAAAACCCGCCGGGAGGAGGAACUGAGGCGUAGACUGGCCUCGACGGACCUGAGUCUGGAAGAUGCUGAAGCCUUUGCAAAGUUCGCCAAAGCGACAGACGAGCAGAAGGAGCAGUACAGCGACACACUAGCAUCGUUUUUUGCUUGGAUGAUGGCCGGCAGCACGAGCAAGUCCGCUGCGAAUUACAUGGUGCAGGUCAAGAUGCUUAUGGAGCGCCACCAGCUGGACCUGCAAGCCUUGGUAUCCCAGGAGCUCCUGGAUCUCAUCAAGAGGACCAAGGAAAACCAAAAGCGGAACAACAUUAUCGGUGCUGGCUUGAAAAAGUUCCAAGACUUCGUGGCGAGUCGCGGCGGCCUCUCCAUGCCAUGGGAGGCCAAAGCAGCUGCUGGCGACGACCGUUUCAGGGUGGACUUCCGGCGUCGAAGCAGGAAGUCUGCUCCGCCGGGUCCCGGGACGCCGAGCCUGACGACGCACUUCGCCGUGAAAAGGAAGCACCCAGAGGAGCAGAAAAAGGAGGAAAAGGAUGAAAAGGAAGAAAAGGACGAAAAGGAGGAAGAGGAGGAGGCUUCCGCGGAGAAAGCGUCGAAGAAGAGCAAGGAGAAAGCCUCCGUCUUGAAGCAGGCGCAGCAGGAGGCCUUGCCUCCAAAGCGCAAGGCGAAGGCGAAAGCCAAGCCGACUUCCGCGGCCGCAAAGUUUGCGAUGCGGCUUUCCCCAAAGGUCAAGGCCGAGGUGCGUGGACCCUCCGGGGUGGCCACGCCGCAGCGGGGCGCAAGCGGAGGCACGGAGCCCAAGGAUCAGGACAUGUCGAGCCCCCCUUCGAAGGGUGUCUCGGUCGCCGAGGCUACUCCAGAGAAGCCAUCCAUCCAAGCUGCGAGGAUCCAGCCCUCGCCAGGCAGAAGCGAGCUGACGUCGCUUCGAAACAGCAUUCAAGCAGCGGUCAGAACCCACGACUACGCGAAGGCAAGGGAGCUGCAUCAGCUCCUCGUCAAACGAUGUGCGGAGAUCGGCUGCUCUGUGCCCCCGCGAGAGGAAAAGAGCGAGAAAUCAAAGCCAAAAAGCGCCGAUGCAAAAGAGCCCGAUGAAGAAGGCGAUGACGGGCCGACGGACCGUUUCGAAUUUGCGCGAGCCAUUCUCAAGGAAAAGUUCCCGCUGCGUUUCCUGGAUGGGAAUUCCAAGGAGGAUGAUUCGGAAGUCUGCUGCCAGAAUCAGAAGAUCACAUGGCGCAGGAAACAAGAAGGAGAAGAUCAGGACGAGGAUGCCGAUGGUGCGGAGGAGGAUGAGGAGCAAAAGAAAGGACGGGAAAUGAAGAAGGCCUUGUCCGGCAUCCCGGAUGCCUCCGUCGAGGAUAUCGAUCGCUUCCCUGCAGUCGCAGCCACUUUCAGAGAAUGGCUGAGAACGGACGCAGACGUGCAGGACGAAGAUGCGGAAGGCUCGGUCCAGGUGCUGCAUGACCUCUUCACCCAAGACGAGAAGGCCCUCGACGAGAUGGCCAAGGCGACGUACGUGAACCUCGUUUCCAAGGAGAAGUCGCACGAGAAAGCCGUGAAGCAAUUCGCAGCCUUCUGGGCAAAGAGAAAGAACGGCCCCUGGUGCCAAGCCCCUGCUCGCACCGAACGGAAGCUGGAAGUCCGCCUGCGCAAUGAGCACAAGAUCCCCGCAGCCUGGGGUGUGCGAGUUGUCCAGAGGGCACACAAAGAGGAUCUCGUUAUUCUGACGGCUCCGGACGGCACGAAACAAUUUGCGGAAGCAUCGAGACUGUCCGAUCAUCCCGUGCUGACGAGACAGGAGUUUCAAGAGGAGCGACAGCGGCGCGAGCUGCUGGGUGAGACGGAGGCGAGCAAGCUGGAGCAAGAGGCGCAGGGCGCAGCCGACGUGCGGAAGGAGAAGCUGAAGGUCGAGACCUCGGGUGCCACGCAGGCGGUGCAGGAUGCCUUGAACGGACGUCCAGAUGCGGAGUUAUCUCUUCGACGAGCGGCUCUUCGACAGCACGUCGCCUGCUCUAGCUGUGGCCGGCUCUCCACAAGGGAGCUGGAGCGAAUGCUGAGCGGUGCAAGAGGACACGAGUGGUCUUCGUACGAUGAUGUCCCAGACGCUUCGCAAGAGGACGUCGCGCAGUAUCCACGUGUGCUGGCGACCUUUUUCCAACAGGGCUAUCCAUACAUGAACGGCGUGAGACGUCUGAUGGAGCUGCACAAGAAGAAGGCUUGGGAUAUGGCGACUUCCGAGUUCCAACGCCUAGUGCGAAUGGAUCCUGAGAAUGCUAAGUGCAACGGCUACUUGAACUCGGCGAUCUUAUAUCUCAGGAAGUUUCGUGAAAACGGUGGUUUCGAGAACCUCACCGACGUCUCUGCGAUCGACCCGUACAAGCUCCAGACGACAUUCACUCCGGACUUCGACAGAGAGACGGGAAAGGAGCAAGAGCAUUUCGACGACCUGCAGGUGGAUUUGCCUUUGGAGCUGGUGAUGGCCGACGCAACGGCGAACUGGCGCGAGGAGCUCCAGGAGAAGGUCGACGAAGACGGAUACCUUCUCGAGGACGUCGAUGCCCGUGGACAGCGGCCGGUGGCGCUGAGCGUUGCACUCCUGCCAGACGCAACGGAUGAGGAGUGGGCGAUGUGGCCACGGAUCCUGACGAAGUUUGAGUUACAAUGCAAGCAGGACUCGGAGGAGGAAAAGCCAAUCAAGCGAGAGGAGGAAGCCAAUGCCAUGUUCCAGGCCAUGAAGGAGCUUGUUGAAGAACAUGGCAAGAGUCCCACCGCGAUGGCCGCAGAAAAGUACCUCAAAAUCGUCAAGACCAUGUACACCAACGUGUCGCACAAGGACCGAGCAACUGCUGUUGCUAAGUUUGCCGACUUCUGGGCAGCUCACAAAGAUGGGGAGUUUCCGGAGCCAAAGGUGCAUGCGUUGGCCCUGAAGAAGUAUUCCCUCAUGGAUCGUCGGAUCGUGGAGCAGGCGAAGCAGCUGGCUGCCGAGUGGCUCCUGCCGGCCGGGUGGGCUGUGAAGCUCGGGAAGGACGGUCGACUGAUCAAGGUUCUUGGCACCGGUGGCAAGGCGGACUUUUACCACAGCAAGGAAGCGGCGCUGCAGGCGGUCGAGGCCAAGGCGAAGCGGCAGGCCGAGGAGGCAAAGGCUGCCCAUCAGCAGAUGAUGUCAGCCAAGGAGGCACACAUCGAGAGGAGCGAGGCGGGCAUGCGCAAGCAGUUGGCCAAGGCCGUGCGGGAGGAGAACUACGAGCUUGCGGAGCGGGUGCAUUCGGAGCUCACCGGCCGGGCAGGAGGCCGGUCGGGUCCCAGCCGAAAGGGCACCAUGCCCAUUGUCGCUCGAAGCGCGGAGGAAGUUGCGCGAAGGGGCAAGGGUGCAGGACGAGGUGCCAAGAAUGGUGUCAAGCGCAAGGCUGAGGGAGAGGAUGCGAACGACAGUGCUCUGAAGGUGCGUAAGGCCAUGGGUCUCAAGCAUCAGCAGAAGCAGGAGGUGGCCAGGAGUGAGCUCACACUCCGCGCCGGCGAGUGGCGUCUCCAAGGCGUGCGGCUGAAGAACGGGACAGUGCUUCCCAUCGUCUCAGAUCAGCUUGAGGCUUUGGCCUCAGACGCCGUGGUCCUCGUGCUCGUGUACGUGGACGAGGAGGUUCGUGAGAGAAAGCGAAGGCGCAUCAUCGAAGAUUGGGGAUUGGACGAGACAUGGACAGUGACCGUCCGGUACCGACUCUCCGGACACCAGGUCACUGCCAAACGUGCCGACGGCAAGGUUUUCCUCAGCAAGCACGAGGUCGCGGGUGCGAGGGACCACGAGGUGCUCGAGAAGAUGUCAGAGCCAGCCGCGGCACGGGCAAAGGAGCUUGAGGCGGUGCUUGCCAGCCACGCCAAGGGGCAGCUGCGUCUUUGGGAGUUGGAAGUCAAGGAGAUGCCGUCACUCCAUGGCCUCUAUGUCUCUGAUGGCCAGUCCUUUUCGAAGGUGUCCUGCCUCGGCGUUUCGGAGCAGGUGAAGGUGAGCUACACAGGUGACAAGUGGCGGUUCAGGGACGCGGCUGGAAAUGUCAUUGCCUGCACUCUCCCAUCUGAUUCUGGCACGAAGAGUCCAUUCGAGUGCCGGCAGCUGCUUGCUGGAAGUGCAGAUCAGCCGACCGUGACAGUGGACACCAUGGGAAGCGUGGUGGUCAAGGAAGCUAUCGCCAGCCGCUUGUCCAGCCACUUGGGCCAGUCCUUUGGGCCUUGCUGCCGACUCUGUGAAGCUGGAAAGCCUCGGACGAAGGCCUCGACGCCUGCAAAAGUCAAGCAAGCAGAACUCUACGAGUCCAGGCUCCUCGAGCUGCAGCAGCGACGCGCCAAAGCUCCCCGCACUUUGGUCGACAUGGUGUCCUGCAUGCUUCACAAGCUGCAGAUGUUCCAGAGUGCAUCUGCGCUUCCGGAAGUCCUUCGGCGGAGGAAGGUGCUUCGGGUUGGAACCAUGUGCUCUGGCACAGAUGCCCCUGUGCUGGUGGCAAGGGCCUUGGAGCGUGCCCUCCGGCCACAUGGGUCCGAACUGAGCUUCCAGCAUGCUUUCUCUGUCGAGUACGAUGUGAAGAAGCAGGAGUUCUUGAAAGCCAACUUUCCGGAGUGCCCGCUGCUCUUCAAAGACUGCGUGCAAAUGGGCCGGAAGCGAGCUUGGGAGGUCCUUUCCCAAAAGCCACAACCAGUUCCUGACGACGUGGACAUCCUGGUUGCCGGCUUCAGCUGCAAGGACUUGUCAUUGAUGAACUCCUACCGGAAAGCGUUGCAGGAAAUGGGCCAGUCUGGAGCAACUCUGCGCGGCGUUCUGGAUUAUGCAGAGAGGCACCGACCUCGACUCAUUCUGCUGGAGAAUGUGUGGGCCAUCUUAAAGGGCAACAGCAUCGGCUUCAAGCAGGUGGACUUGGUCAUGGAGGGUCUGAAGGCGCGUGGCUACGCUGCUGGGUACCGCCUCCUGAACAGCUGCGACUAUUUUGUUCCACAAAUCCGACACAGGAUUUGGAUGUGGGCAAUCCGGUUGUCGGAAAAGGCGCCGCAGACGCAGGAGGAAGCCGAGACGCUUCGGCAGCGUGCCGAAGCGAUCAGCCAGAUGGUGGAGCCGAAAUUCAAUGAUAUUCUUGUUGCCUUGGAAGAGCCCUGCGCACUUCACUUCGAGGACUAUAUGUUCGACGACGAUCAUCCAGCGGUCCGUGCGCACUUCCAGUUCACGAAAUCGCAGAAGCAGAAGCGAGCAGCGCAGGUCGUGAAGAAAAAUUCCAAGGCCAAGCUAGACUGGACGCAGAAGUACGACACCCACCGAACUGGGCAUGACUACCAGUAUGACCGACCCUACACUGCUGUUCGGGAUGCAGAUUUCCUCCAGGUCUUGAACGACCGCGAGAAGGAGCUCUUGAACUUGAAAUGUCUGGAUGUCAUGAACGAUCAGGGUAAGGACCCCCGUGCAUUCCCUAUGCUCUGGGAACUCUCCCAAAGCGUGGAGCGUGUGCCAGGAGUGAGGAUCCGAAAAGACCGACAAAACUACGCGACUUGCAUCCUCCCAGGGAUUCUUUGGCACUCGAGUCGGAAGCGCUGGGUGCUUGGCAUCGAGAAGCUCGCGCUGCAGGGCAUCUUCGCAGAGGACCUCAAGGACACGGACUUCCCGCAGAAGUUGCUCGGCGAUCUUGCGGGCAAUGCCUUCACCACGUCCGUUUGUGCAGCCAACCUGAUCGCUCUCCUGACAUGUUCAAGUCUGGUGACUGAAAGCGGGCAGAGCUAG
Symbiodinium sp. CCMP2456 is the source of this 5844-nucleotide messenger RNA. NCBI's taxonomy places the organism in Eukaryota, Dinophyceae, Suessiales, Symbiodiniaceae. The record is from the annotation of a GenBank genome assembly.